UAAAGAUAAACCAGCCCCACUGGCACAUAGAGAAAUACGUAUUAUUAUUGGAAGUUACAGGAGACGCUGGAUACUAUAAAGACAGCAUAUAAUGGCGGCAGAGUUUGACGAGGAGACGUUACACGAGCUCUACACAUGGGUGGACAAAAUUCCUCUCUCUAGACCCAAAAAGAAUAUCUCUAGGGAUUUCAGUGAUGGAGUCCUGACUGCAGAAUUGGUGAAAUUUCAUUUCCCUAAACUGGUUGAAAUGCACAAUUAUGUUCCAGCUAAUUCAGCCCAGCAGAAGCUCAGCAACUGGAACACACUGAACAAGAAAGUUUUCACUAAACUGAAUUUUUCUGUACCGGAUGACGUGAUUCGUAAAGUUAUCCAGUGCUCCCCGGGGGUGGUGGAGCUUGUUCUUAAUACUUUACGACAGAAGAUCGAGGAAAAGCAGAAACAAAGCCAAACCUCAGGGGAUGCCACCAAGGUGCAGAGUCCACGAGCUGAAGCCAAUAAUCAGACCGAAGCAGGUUAUUCGACAAAACAUAAAGCUAAUGGAACAGAGGACAGCCAGCGGCCCGCUGUAAAAAGUGAUCACGGAAGUAAACCUCACCAAGGAUAUGCCCAGGCUGCCAAUUCAGAUGUCACGUUCCGCAUACAGCUGGCCGAGAAGGAGCAAGCUUUGAUGGCAUCUCAGGAAAACGUUCAGAUCCUGCAGGUGAAAUUGCGCAGAAUGGAACAACUCCUUCAAAUGAAAAAUGUCCGAAUUGACGAUUUGACUCGGCGACUGCAAGAAGCUGAGAAAAAAUGAACGUGGGUCCUGCCAAGUGUUUUAUUUCUAUUUUUAUUUUUUUAUCACAGAUAUACACUUAAAUCAGUACUAUAAAUGGCAGAAUUCCCUGUCAUACUAUAAAUAUAUCCGUACGGACAGAGAAAGUCUUCUUCUCGGGGAAACAAGAUCUUCCUAAAAUGAAUAAACAACAAUUGAGCAAU
Pelobates fuscus (common spadefoot toad) is the source of this 975-nucleotide messenger RNA. It is a transcript of the gene SPEF1, whose product is annotated as sperm flagellar 1. The record is from RefSeq and is a predicted model, not a curated record. The transcript has 7 exons. Lineage: Eukaryota; Metazoa; Chordata; Amphibia; Anura; Pelobatidae. Gene Ontology annotation, molecular function: microtubule binding. Gene Ontology annotation, cellular component: axoneme. Gene Ontology annotation, biological process: regulation of cytoskeleton organization. The coding region runs from base 92 to 793 and encodes 233 amino acids.